AUGCUGAGGCCUUCUCCCGUUCUGACCCCUCCCUCCGCAAACGGCUCGCCGACAGCCUUUCGCUAUGCCCCGGCACACUCGCCGCCUCCCCCUUCGCCCCGAUCGACCGCGCCCCCAGCGGCGCCAAUAGGAACACCAACACGCUCCGCGGCCACCGCCUCCCUGGCCUCGAGCCCGCGUUUGAUAGCCUCCCCGCGAUCACGGAACCGAGCGCGAUCCCUCGCCACCAUGGCUGUGUCCGACACCAUCGUUGGCCCGUCUUCUGCCGCCACGCCUUCCACGCCUUCCACGCCCGCCUCAGAUGCCAAGAUUGCCACCACCCGCAUGCAUGGCCAGCAGUCGGGUCCCGUGGCUGCAGAUGACGGUUCGGCUACCGCCGGCGCCAAGCAGCACACCGCCGCACCACCGACUUCGCAGCGAUCCUUGUCCGAUGCCACAUCCAACGGUAGCGCCCUCACGCAUGCCUCCCCCUCCAAGCGCCGCGGCGAAGAAAUCGAAAGCCAUGCCGCCAUGUCCCAGCCCGCAGCCUCUCAAGGCGACUCCACACAGCCCGCAAAGCGUGCCCGUCCAGAUGAGCAGCCUCCCAAGGUCCUGCCGGCCCGGUACGAGCUGUGUCCGGUCGACGACAUGGUCGAGCUCAUCUCCCACAUGCUUAACGAGCUCAUCGCCACCAACGAUGCCAUUCGCACCACUAGCGGUGGUCUGACCCGGUUUCACUCUAGAUUAGCAAAGCACGCCACGCUUAUACCGCCGCUUUUGCUCUCCAUGGUUUACUAUAUUGACCGCCUCUGCGCUCUCUAUCCAGAGUUUACCAUCAACACUUUAACUGUGCAUCGUUUCCUCAUAACCGCCGCCACCGUCGCCGCCAAGGGCCUCUCCGACGCCUUCUGGAACAACACAACUUACGCCCGCGUUGGCGGUGUACGCCUUGCGGAGCUGAAGAUGCUCGAGCUCGAGUUUCUCUACCGUGUCGACUGGAGGAUCGUGCCCAAUCCAGAAGUGCUGGUUGCCUACUACCGCGGCCUGGUCGAGCGUACCCCGGGUUAUGUCCUUGAGGGGGAAGGCUCCGAUGACAUGGACAAUGGCGUCCCGAAGAGUGAUGGCAACGGUGAAUAG
Cordyceps fumosorosea ARSEF 2679 is the source of this 1116-nucleotide messenger RNA. RefSeq names its product cyclin-dependent protein kinase regulator Pho80. Gene Ontology annotation, molecular function: protein kinase binding; cyclin-dependent protein serine/threonine kinase regulator activity. Gene Ontology annotation, cellular component: cyclin-dependent protein kinase holoenzyme complex; nucleus. NCBI's taxonomy places the organism in Eukaryota, Fungi, Ascomycota, Sordariomycetes, Hypocreales, Cordycipitaceae. The record is from RefSeq and is a predicted model, not a curated record. Bases 1 to 1116 code for a protein of 371 amino acids. The transcript has 2 exons. Gene Ontology annotation, biological process: regulation of cyclin-dependent protein serine/threonine kinase activity.